This is a messenger RNA of Eruca vesicaria subsp. sativa (arugula), 1097 nucleotides long. The record is from the annotation of a GenBank genome assembly. NCBI's taxonomy places the organism in Eukaryota, Viridiplantae, Streptophyta, Magnoliopsida, Brassicales, Brassicaceae.
ACAUGUUAAGACACAAUUUGACUUUAUAUUUACAUUAUAACACACAUCAUGCCUUUGACACACUUCUUUCAUGUGUUUUGACUAUUAUACCCAUGGAGUCACGGUUUCUCUUUCUCGUUAUCUUCUUCUUUUCUUUUUGAAUGAAUCUCUCAUUAUCUUCUCUACUCGUUACUUUUGUUUAAAUAUCACAGACCACAAAUCCCUAAUCCUGAGCACAAAUCCCUAAUCCUCUGUCAAUGAAAUCCCUAAUCACCCCACCGAUGGAACCAUUCUCUCACCAGUCGAUGGAGUCUCUCUCUCUCUCGUUUAGCUCCUGCAAAGGAUUAGAGUUUUCAGAUCUGCAUUUUUGUGUUUCAAAACGAUUCAAUACGAUUCUCCAAAAGGGUUUUGUGCUCAUGCGUGAACCCUAAUUCUCCUUCUGUCAUCUGAAGAAACGGAGAAGAUGGUGGCGGUACGAGCGUCGUCAGAGUUGUCAGAAGUGGACGUAUUAUGUCGAUGAGGAGCAUGCUCUGGAAACUCGCCGUUGUCGUUUGUAAGGUCAAAUCCGUCGCCCUCUAAUCUCACCGUGUCUUGGUCCAGCUCGAGAAGUAAUCAACAUGGUGGUGGUAGUAGUAGUGGUGAUGUUUUUUUUGCUGUGUAUGAGAGGUUUGGAAGAUUAUCUCUCACUGCUGCAUCAGCUCUGUGUUCAGACAUGAAAUAUGGAGUUCACUUUCAAGUUGUCCACAACAUUAUGUCGUAGUGAAGGCAGUGGUGUUUAUGGAGAAGGUGGUGAUGGAAACAUGAAGCUGUAUACUCGAGAGGAAGAGGUGGUGGUGGAACACGUGAGGUUGGUGGAUACAGAGGUGAAAGACGUGACAGUGGAUACAUCGGUUGUGGAUGUGGCUACUGGAGAGGAGGAGGUGGUUGUGGUUACAAUGGAGGUGGAAGUAGAGUAGAAGAUGUGAGGAUUGGAGAUACAGAAGUAGUGAAGAUGGAGACCGUGUUAAGUGGCCGUGGAUACCAUAGUGGAAACUGUAGUAUUUGUGAAAGAGAUGAUGAUGAAUAAAGAGGUAAAAAACGUGAGAAUGAAUCAUUGGUUGUGGAGCUACCUACUGGAG